Molecule: messenger RNA, 1539 nt
Organism: Fusarium odoratissimum NRRL 54006
Lineage: Eukaryota; Fungi; Ascomycota; Sordariomycetes; Hypocreales; Nectriaceae
Exons: 2
Coding region: 141-1466 (441 amino acids)
Source: RefSeq, a predicted model, not a curated record
CCGCCAUAUGCUCAACGAAAUCUGCCACGUUAGAAUCGUUUAUUCUGUUUAUCAAUUACCUGCUAACUUACACUCUCAUUCUGCAUCUUCCUGAACGUGUCUUACCACGAAAACUAUGAAUACCAGAUCAAACUACUAUUAUGAUCAUUACGAGGGCCUCUUCUAUGAUGAUGGCAUGGACGAGUAGAGGGUUGCCCUACAAGAGAAGACGUUCGAGAUCGAGCCCAGAACUACUCAAAAAACAUCUUUACAAGCUAUCAUCACCUCCCAUUCGGAAGUUCUUCGUUCGCAUGCCACCUCCGGAUCCUUACACGUCAGAUAUGAAUGUAAUCCCCCGCGCCGGGUUGAAGAUUACUGAAGUAGAUAAAGAGGUCAUGUUCCUCAUCCUAACGUUGUGGAAGGAUGACUGGGGGCUUUUCAUAGCGCGCUUGCUGCUUGUCGUCGAUGAACUAGAGCGAUUGAUGCAGGCAGAUUCCAAAGCAGAUGCACUCAUAUCCGUUCAUGCCUCCAAGAUACUUGGUGAUAUUGCUAUUAUAGCACAGUGUCUGAAGCAGCUGGAGCUGUACCAACCAUGGGCCACCCAAUUUGACCAGGUUAUUCAAGCUAAUACUGAUUUAUACCGAGAUGCUUGGAGUAAGACGCGAGGCAAUUUUAGGCAAUCACAUGAGGCCUUCCUGCGGAAAGAGUUUGAUGAAGCAGCUAGGGUCGCAAAGCCGUCGGGUAGAAAAUUUACCUAUCCGUAUAGCAAACGCCGUACCAAAGCGACGGUAGAUACCAUGCGCCGAGCUGAAGCGAACCGGGACAUCGUCUGGGCCAAGAUCGACCAAGUCACACAAAAGCAUGUCACAGGCUUUGAGAAUACUUGUGUUUACGAGCUGCUUUCACGACCGCGGACCCUGCGAAGGACGGCUGAGUGGGUUGAGCCUGCAAAGACCGACUCGAAGGCCGAGUCUAUUACGAAUCGAGAUCUGUGGGAGCUCAACAAACCUCCUUCGAAACUGUUUUUGGACGGGCCUGCGCAUGAACCUAAGAAGUUCAAGCCGGAAAUCAAGUCAAAGACCAAGGGUGAUCCGACAGAGCCUGCCACUGCCGAGGAGGCGACCCCGCCGGCUGAUGAAGCAGAACCGGCGACUGAAGCCACCCAGCCCACAUUUGCUGUUGAUGCCAAAGCGCUCAAGGUGUUCCGUACUUUGUUCUUCGAUCCCGAAGUAACAACGACUCCUGGCUUGAUCCCGUGGAAUGACUUCCUCUAUACCAUAGCGGCGACUGGCUUUAAGAUUGAGAAGCUGUACGGCUCCGUCUGGCAGUUUACUCAGACUAAGCUGGACGUUGAGCGUGGUAUCCAUUUCCAUGAACCACACCCCAUGGGCAAGAUUCCUUUUGAGACGGCUAGACGACAUGGACGACGAUUGACGAGGACUUAUGGAUGGCAUGGGGGUAUAUUUGUACUGAAGGAAAAGUCCUAGAGGUUUAAAACGUUAGGGUAGAUUUUGUUUGGAUUGUUAUAGAGAUCUAGAUCUUGGUAUUGUCGGAUACCCG